This is a messenger RNA of Lepus europaeus (European hare), 6238 nucleotides long. RefSeq names its product lysine demethylase 2A (gene KDM2A). The record is from RefSeq and is a predicted model, not a curated record. The coding region runs from base 307 to 3792 and encodes 1161 amino acids. Gene Ontology annotation, molecular function: histone demethylase activity; protein binding; zinc ion binding. NCBI's taxonomy places the organism in Eukaryota, Metazoa, Chordata, Mammalia, Lagomorpha, Leporidae. Gene Ontology annotation, biological process: regulation of transcription by RNA polymerase II; protein demethylation. The transcript is spliced from 21 exons.
GCUCGGCGCCGAGGGGUCGUGCUCCCCGCUCGCGGCGCCUCGGGCUCCCGGCCCCCCAAAGCCAGAAGAGGAGCUUGGACCCAGCGCCCGUUCCUGUGCUUGCCGGGUCGCCCUGACCCUCUCUGGAUACCGGGUCGAUCGACGGGAGGACCGAAGACGCCGUUCUGGGAUUUAAUUUUUUCCUCCUCUCGGUGUUUGGAAUCUUACUUCUCACUUGGACAAGAACUCGAGAGCGAAAUCCCCGGAGGAAGAGGAAGGCAGCCCUGGAGUGGUUUCUUUACUGUAAUUUCAACAGAAGAGUGAGAGAUGGAACCUGAAGAAGAAAGGAUUCGUUACAGCCAGAGAUUGCGUGGUACCAUGAGACGGCGCUAUGAAGACGAUGGCAUUUCAGAUGAUGAAAUUGAAGGGAAAAGAACUUUUGACUUGGAAGAAAAACUCCACACCAACAAAUAUAAUGCCAAUUUUGUUACUUUUAUGGAAGGAAAAGAUUUUAAUGUAGAGUAUAUCCAGCGGGGUGGCUUGAGAGACCCUCUAAUUUUCAAGAAUUCUGAUGGACUUGGAAUAAAGAUGCCAGACCCGGACUUCACUGUGAAUGACGUCAAAAUGUGUGUGGGGAGUCGCCGCAUGGUGGAUGUCAUGGAUGUGAACACACAGAAGGGCAUUGAGAUGACCAUGGCCCAGUGGACUCGCUACUACGAGACCCCAGAAGAGGAGCGAGAGAAGCUCUAUAAUGUCAUCAGCCUAGAGUUCAGCCAUACCAGGCUAGAAAACAUGGUGCAGAGGCCCUCCACGGUGGAUUUCAUUGACUGGGUAGACAACAUGUGGCCAAGGCAUUUGAAAGAAAGUCAGACUGAAUCUACAAAUGCCAUCUUGGAGAUGCAGUACCCUAAAGUGCAGAAGUACUGUCUAAUGAGUGUUCGAGGCUGCUAUACUGACUUCCAUGUGGACUUUGGUGGUACCUCUGUUUGGUAUCACAUCCAUCAAGGGGGAAAGGUCUUCUGGCUCAUCCCCCCUACAGCCCACAACCUGGAGCUGUACGAGAAUUGGCUGCUGUCAGGGAAACAGGGAGACAUCUUUCUGGGUGACCGGGUAUCAGAUUGCCAGCGCAUUGAGCUCAAACAGGGCUAUACCUUCGUCAUUCCCUCAGGCUGGAUUCAUGCCGUGUAUACUCCUACAGACACGUUAGUAUUUGGAGGCAACUUUCUGCAUAGCUUCAACAUCCCCAUGCAGCUAAAAAUAUACAACAUUGAAGAUCGGACACGGGUUCCAAAUAAGUUCCGCUAUCCAUUCUACUAUGAGAUGUGCUGGUAUGUCCUGGAGCGCUAUGUGUACUGUAUAACCAACCGUUCCCACCUAACAAAGGAGUUCCAGAAAGAGUCCCUCAGCAUGGAUCUGGAGUUGAAUGGGUUGGAGUCUGGAAACGGAGAAGAGGAAGCAGUGGAUCGAGAGCCCCGGCGCCUGAGCAGCAGGCGUUCUGUCCUCACUAGCCCGGUAGCUAAUGGAGUCAACCUGGAUUAUGAUGGAUUGGGCAGAGCCUGCCGAAAUCUUCCAAGUGUGAAGAAAACUUUGUCUGGGGACUCCUCCUCUGACUCUAGCCGGGGCUCCCACAAUGGCCAAGUGUGGGAUGCCCAGUGCAGCCCUCGAAAGGACAGGCAGGUGCAUCUCACCCAUUUUGAGCUUGAAGGCCUUCGCUGUCUUGUCGAUAAGUUGGAGUCUCUGCCACUGCAUAAGAAGUGUGUCCCCACGGGGAUCGAAGACGAAGACGCACUUAUUGCCGACGUGAAGAUUUUACUGGAGGAGCUUGCCAACAGUGAUCCCAAGUUAGCCCUCACUGGAGUCCCUAUAGUGCAGUGGCCAAAAAGGGAUAAGCUUAAAUUCCCCACCCGGCCAAAGGUGCGGGUCCCUACCAUCCCCAUCACAAAGCCUCACACUAUGAAGCCAGCUCCGCGGUUAACCCCUGUGAGGCCAGCUGCUGCGUCCCCUAUCGUGUCAGGAGCCAGGCGGAGACGAGUGCGAUGUCGAAAAUGCAAAGCCUGUGUGCAAGGAGAGUGUGGUGUUUGCCACUACUGCAGGGACAUGAAGAAGUUCGGGGGCCCUGGGCGCAUGAAGCAGUCCUGUGUCCUCCGGCAGUGCUUGGCGCCCAGGCUGCCUCACUCGGUCACGUGUUCCCUCUGCGGAGAGGUGGAUCAGAAUGAGGAGACACAGGACUUUGAGAAGAAACUCAUGGAAUGCUGUAUCUGCAAUGAGAUCGUGCAUCCUGGCUGCCUGCAGAUGGAUGGAGAAGGCCUGCUUAAUGAGGAAUUGCCGAACUGCUGGGAGUGCCCCAAGUGCUACCAGGAGGACAGCUCGGAGAAAGCCCAGAAGCGGAAAAUGGAAGAGAGCGAUGAAGAAGCCGUACAAGCCAAAGUCCUGCGGCCCCUGCGGAGCUGCGACGAGCCCCUCACUCCCCCGCCUCACUCACCCACUCCCAUGCUGCAGCUCAUCCAUGACCCGGUGUCCCCCCGGGGUGUGGUGACUCGGUCAUCCCCUGGGGCCGGCCCCAGCGACCACCACAGCGCCAGCCGCGACGAGCGCUUCAAAAGGCGGCAGUUGCUGCGGCUGCAGGCCACCGAGCGCACCAUGGUACGGGAAAAGGAGAACAACCCGAGCGGCAAAAAGGAGCUGUCUGAAGUUGAGAAAGCCAAGAUCCGGGGAUCGUACCUCACUGUCACGCUGCAGAGGCCCACCAAAGAGCUCCACGGGACAUCCAUUGUGCCCAAGCUGCAGGCCAUCACGGCCUCCUCUGCCAACCUGCGCCAUUCCCCCCGCGUGCUAGUGCAGCACUGCCCAGCCCGGACCCCCCAGCGUGGGGACGAGGAGGGGCUGGGGGGAGAGGAGGAGGACGAGGAGGAGGAGGAGGAAGAUGACAGUGCAGAGGAGGGGGGUGCAGCCAGGCUGAAUGGCCGGGGCAGUUGGGCUCAGGAUGGAGACGACAGCUGGAUGCAGCGGGAGGUCUGGAUGUCUGUCUUCCGCUACCUCAGCCGCAGAGAACUUUGUGAAUGUAUGCGAGUGUGCAAGACGUGGUAUAAAUGGUGCUGCGACAAGAGACUUUGGACGAAAAUUGACUUAAGUAGGUGUAAGGCCAUCGUACCACAAGCUCUCAGUGGCAUCAUCAAGAGGCAACCAGUUAGCCUCGACCUCAGUUGGACCAACAUCUCCAAAAAGCAGUUGACGUGGCUUGUCAAUAGGCUGCCAGGGCUGAAAGACCUCCUGCUAGCAGGCUGCUCGUGGUCUGCAGUCUCUGCCCUCAGCACCUCCAGCUGCCCCCUUCUCAGGACCCUUGAUCUUCGGUGGGCAGUGGGAAUUAAGGACCCUCAGAUUCGGGACUUGCUGACUCCACCCGCUGAUAAACCAGGUCAGGACAAUCGCAGCAAGCUCCGGAACAUGACUGACUUCCGGCUGGCAGGCCUGGACAUCACGGACGCCACGCUCCGCCUCAUCAUCCGCCACAUGCCCCUCCUGUCUCGCCUCGACCUGAGCCACUGCAGCCACCUUACAGACCAGUCCUCCAACCUCCUCACCGCCGUCGGGUCUUCCACCCGCUACUCCCUCACAGAGCUCAACAUGGCAGGUUGCAAUAAGUUGACAGACCAGACCCUGAUCUACCUACGGCGCAUUGCCAACGUCACCUUGAUCGACCUUCGCGGGUGCAAGCAGAUCACUAGGAAAGCCUGCGAGCACUUCAUCUCAGACUUGUCCAUCAACAGCCUCUACUGCCUGUCCGACGAGAAGCUGAUACAGAAGAUCAGCUAGACGCCCGGCUGACGGGACAGGGGCCGAUCUUCCCCUGACUGCCCACCGAGGAGAGCCUCUCCCCGCCCCUGCACGGGCUCUGAGGCCAGCGUCACACUCCCUCUCUGCUCGCCUGUCCCCUGAGCCCCUCCGCUGGAGGCCAGGCAGGGAGGGCGGUGGACACGAGGCUGACCUGCCUGCCCCUCUUCCUCCCAAGGAACAGGGAGGAGCAGAUGGAGCCGAAGGGGAGCCCGGGCUGUCAGGAGGCCAGGCUCUGAGUUCGGGGUGUUUGUGCAGCCUUCAUCUGCACUGGGCCCUGGGCCCCUCCUCCCCACCCGUGGUCCCCAGCAGUGCCUGGUUCUGAGCAAACUUCCAGGGAAGAAAGCGACCCAGCCUCCGUGGCCAGGUUCUCCUUGAGGUGUCCGGUGCGUGUGUCUCUCCCAUCACUCUCCCGGCUUCUGCAGGAGGGGCGGCAGCCCCAGGACCGCCAGGCCCAGCAGGUCACACUGGUGCUGUGGAGGCGGCCGAGACCUCGCGCCCGCGUCGGCGCUGUCCUCCUCCCUGAGCGCGAUGUCCUUCGCGCCAUGAGGUUUCCCACCCGCCCCGGCCCAGGCUCCCCACGAGUCUCUGUGAGGUCCUUGUUGCACUUACUGGGGUUGAAGCUCUUUCAGGGAGCUGGAACUGCCUACCCCAGGGCCACCCCCAGUUCAUCCCUGCCUGGGAAGAUUCUGAGACAGGCUCCACCUCCCCGACUGCCCUUCCCACAUGUCCUCAUCCCUGCCCGGAUAGGGCUUCCCUAGGAUGCGUGUCAGCGAGAGCAGCCUGUCUCCCCCAGCAAGGGGCAGGCAGAGGCCUGGGCCAUGUCCCCACCUGCCUGCCAGCCAGGUUCUUCUAGGCCUCUGGUUUAGCGUAGCCCCCAGAGCCCAUGGGCUCACUGGGGCAGGGGGUCCAGCUUAGAAGCCAGUCACCUGCCCUCUGUAGCCGUGGAAGGGGGUGUGCAUGUGCCUCUGUGUGUGUGGCUGAGUGUCGUGUGUGUGUGUGGAGGAGGGUGGGGGAGCUGUCUCCCGCUCCACCGUCCUGUGUCAAGCCCCAUCAGCUGCCCCCUUUGCAUUCAACGGCCUGUCCAAAGAUCCUCUCUCUAGGGCAGCAGAGAGCUUUUUGCACUUUAAAAAAAAAAAAAAAAAAAGGAAAGAAAGGUGGGAAUCUCUCACGGGUCAGUAUGUGUGAGGAGAUGUUGGGGCAAGAGCUGGACAGCCGCGAAUUUGCACUCUGCUCCCUGGAAGGACAUUGAUAGCACAACCUCGCCCGCCGCCUCGUCCUCCAGCCCCUCCCUUCCUGACCCCUUCCCGGUGGCCCGGUCUCAGGCUUUCCUCUUCCUCCAGCCCUGUGGCCGGAGGGCCCGGAGCCCAGGUGCCAGGGGUCUGAAGCGCGAGCCGCCAGAGGAGAGACGCCACCUGCACCCUGGCCACUUCCAGAGCAAUAGAGACCCUCUUUGCCACCUGGCCCAGCUUUGACUGGCACUAACCGGCCUCAGGAUCCAGGGCCCUGGCCCAGCUUUGACUGGCACUAACCGGCCUCAGGAUCCGGGGCCCUGGCCCAGCUUUGACUGGCACUAACCGGCCUCAGGAUCCGGGGCCCUGGUUUGGGGGUGGUGGGUGUCUGUUUCUUCGGAUCUGCUGAUGUCUGCUCCCAUGACCCUCUGCCCGUCUGCCGGCCUCCAGGCCCCGGCACUCGGGGCUGGAACUUGGAGGAAAUGCCAGUGACGUAUUCCAGAGUGCCUCAGUUAGGGGACUUCUCUGUAAAGAACCCUGGGUAUUGAGCAAAAACCUUAUUAAUAUUAUUGUUAAUGACUUGUAAUUGGAAGCUUCCUGCCUUUUUUUGGUUGCUCCUGUGGAAAAUACUGAAAAGAUGACUUUGUUUUGUUUCCUUGUCUUUUUAUAAAAAGGGGAGGUGGAGAGACCCCCUCAGAGCAGGGAUUGUGCCGGGAGAGUGCCUCUGACUUUGGGACAUUUCAUCCUCAGAAAUUUCCAAGCUGAUGCUUUGUUUUGGGUUUUGGUUUUUAAUGUUUGUUUGGGGGUUUGGCAAAACAAGCAUUUUUACCGUGCACGUAAAUUGGCCAGCGGAAAAGGGAGCCCAGGAGCGGCGGCCGACGGCCCGAUGCUCUCGCUGGGCUUGGCUUUUCUUUGGGACUGUGAGGGGGAACUGGUUUUUAGAGGCGGAGGAAGAGGAGUGUCUCUGGGGACAGCAGAGCCUGGCGCUGCCCCGCGCGGCCCUGCCAUCUGCGCUCAGACACGGCCCUGCAGGGAGAGGCCGCCCUCAGACUGCAGGACCCGGCCCUGCCUCCAUCUGUCCAGCACCGGGGCGAAAAACCACAAAGGAAAGGAAGAAAAUUUAUAUAUAUAUAUAAUAUAAAAUCACUUGGUGAUUAAAAAUAACUGCUCCAUAAAUAAAACUCCUAAAGUCACUA